ACAACUCACAUCGGCACUCGACACCAUACGAUACAUGCGCCGUACGCAGUAACGACGGGGCGUGAUGGCCAUGAGCACCACAAGGAAGCGAGGAGCCUUUUUUGUUUUCGAGAAGCCGCUCGUUUCCCGUCUCCCUUUCGAGGUCGAGGUGGACGGCGGGGUACUUGCGAAAAAGCGAGCAAGGAUCGCGGCAACAACAACAACCGAAACAACAAGACCACCAUCACCCCCAGCCCAUGAAGACCUGGAUGUCAACACGAGCGAGAAUUUCGAGACAAAGCAGUGGUGGACGAGAGAAGCGCUGCAAGAACGGCAUCGCAGAGAGGAGGCCGAUAGCUCCUCUUCAAGUAGUGCCAUUGCCGCUGUAGGUGCGGAUGUUGAGCGGGGCUGUUGGUCGGGCGGCAUCUGGGGCGCAAGAGAAGGCCGCAGGGACACGAGAGCAGGAACGAGACCGUCUUUGGAGAAGGGUGAACGCGAGUGCCUGGACGAGGAGGCUGUGUCUACCGCGGCAACAGGGGGCGCAGGCGCUGGGCGAACGCUGGUCCAGCUCAAAAUCGACGCCAUGUUUGCGGUACCCGGACUGCCUUGCACGCCUCCAUCAGAGUGUUCUGGUCGAAACCCCGAUGCAGAACUCUGCGAUGGGGAGUGUGCCGGAACUACAAGCAGAGGAGACGGUGCAAUGGAUGUUGACGUCGGUGUAGGAGCCGAACCUCGGGAAGAGGGUGGGCCUGCCUGCUACGCUUGCAGAGGCGCGCUAGGGACGGCGGGCGGGGACAUUUUGUGUUCGUUUUGUGAUCGUGCUGCGUGCCAAGCAUGCUGGCAGAGGUGCUCCGCUUGCGAAGUUCCUCACUGCAGUCUGUGCUUGGCGGCAGAUUACAACUCGCAGUUUGAGUGCUACUUCUGCCCGCCAUGCUAUCAGGAUGAGAGACUCGAAUCUUGCUAG
Messenger RNA from Ectocarpus siliculosus, 943 nucleotides. Lineage: Eukaryota; Phaeophyceae; Ectocarpales; Ectocarpaceae. The record is from the annotation of a GenBank genome assembly.